This is a messenger RNA of Boeremia exigua, 2051 nucleotides long. RefSeq names its product L-Aspartase-like protein. The record is from RefSeq and is a predicted model, not a curated record. The transcript has 3 exons. Lineage: Eukaryota; Fungi; Ascomycota; Dothideomycetes; Pleosporales; Didymellaceae. Gene Ontology annotation, molecular function: fumarate hydratase activity. Gene Ontology annotation, biological process: tricarboxylic acid cycle; fumarate metabolic process; malate metabolic process. Gene Ontology annotation, cellular component: mitochondrion; tricarboxylic acid cycle heteromeric enzyme complex. Bases 195 to 1784 code for a protein of 529 amino acids.
GAAAGCGAAUAUCCAAGCUCCGACUUCUUCCGUGCGAGGCUCUGUCUGAACUGUCUAAAGUUUGAGGUUUGUGUCCAUCGUUACUUCUUCUUGUAGAGCAUAGCAGGCAUCGCAUCGUCAAUUGGCACGCCUCACAUCGCCCGUCGCCCCCCGUACAUCUCGCUCGAUAUCACUCCAUCUCGCGAAUCACUGCCAUGUUCAGAAGCGCGCGCACACAGCUCCGCGCUGCCGAGGCCGGGUGCAUGCGCUCACUGGCACAUGCGAGGGCCAACCCCUCCAUGCUCCGCACGGCGCGUCCUCUCUCCACCGCGACCCGCCAGACCGUCAAUUACACGCCAUCGAUUGCGCAGCGCCGCCUGUUCAGCGCAACCUCCACCAUGGCCAACACCCGCACCGAGAGCGACGCCUUUGGCGAGCUCCAGGUGCCCAACGACAAGUACUGGGGCGCUCAGACUGAGCGCUCGCUGGAGAACUUCAAGAUCAACCAGCCCCAGGACCGCAUGCCGCCGCCCAUUGUGCGCGCCUUCGGCAUCCUCAAGGGCGCCGCCGCCACGGUCAACAUGAAGUUCGGGCUGGACCCCAAGCUCGGAAAGGCCAUCCAGCAGGCUGCCGAGGAGGUUGCCUCCCUCAAGCUCGUCGACCACUUCCCCCUCGUCGUCUGGCAGACCGGCUCCGGCACCCAGUCCAACAUGAACGCCAACGAGGUCAUCUCCAACCGCGCGAUUGAGAUCCUCGGCGGCACAAUGGGCUCCAAGAAGCCUGUCCACCCCAACGACCACGUCAACAUGUCCGCGUCCUCCAACGAUACCUUCCCCACCGUCAUGCAUAUCGCCGCCGUCCUCGACUUCGAGGAGUCGCUCCUCCCCGCCCUCACCAGCCUGCGCGACGCGCUGAAGAAGAAGUCCGACCAGUGGGAGAAGCUCAUCAAGAUCGGCCGCACGCACUUGCAGGAUGCCACACCCCUGACUCUCGGCCAGGAAUUCUCUGGCUACGUCACACAGCUCGACUACGGCAUUGAGCGCGUCAAGUCUUCGCUGCCCCGCCUCAGGAUGCUUGCUCAAGGAGGAACUGCAGUUGGAACUGGUAUCAACACCUUCAAGGGCUUCGCCGAGGACAUCGCUUCUGAGGUCUCCAAGAUGACCGGCCACGAGUUCGUCACCGCCCCCAACAAGUUCGAGGCUCUCGCCGCCCACGAUGCUAUCGUCGAAGCCCACGGUCAGCUCAACACCCUGGCCGCCUCCCUCUUCAAGAUCGCUCAGGACAUUCGUUUCCUCGGCUCCGGUCCCCGCUGCGGUCUCGGUGAGCUGAAGCUGCCCGAGAACGAGCCCGGCUCCUCCAUCAUGCCUGGCAAGGUCAACCCCACACAGUGCGAGUCCCUCACCAUGAUCUGCGCACAGGUCUUUGGCAACCACGUCGCAACCACCUUUGCCGGCUCGCAGGGUAACUUCGAGCUGAACGUCUUCAAGCCCGUCAUGAUCCGCAACCUGCUGCACAGCUCGCGCCUGCUGGCCGAUGGCAUGAAGAGCUUCGAGAAGAACCUUGUUGUUGGUCUCGAGGCAGACGAGAAGCGUAUUGGCUCGCUGCUGUCCGAAUCUCUCAUGCUGGUCACUUGCCUGAACCCCGUCAUCGGCUACGACGCCGCGUCCAAGACCGCGAAGCACGCACACAAGAACGGCCUGACGCUGAAGCAGGCCGCUAUGGAGCUCAAGGUCAUCAGUGAGGAGGACUUCGAUAAGCACGUCCGCCCCGAGCUCAUGAUUGCGCCCAAAGAGGCUAAGCUAUAGAUGCAUGAGCAUGGUGGAAAAGCAAAAGAUCUUUGUAUAUCUCUGUAAUAUGAAAGCGUAGCGAGCGCUGUUUGGAUGUCUGAGCUAGUGUGUUUGAGCUGCGUCAAUUGUGAAAGCAUAAGUGCCAAGUUCCACGUUUGGUAGGGAGGUUCUUGCAUUGCGAGUAUGGAACAGCGUCAAGACUUGACAAUGAAGUCGGUGAAAGACAGCUCACGUGAAGUCGUCAUCGGGCAUGACUAUAUAAGUCUUUUGUAUUCUUCUACAUAA